This is a messenger RNA of Hibiscus syriacus, 1430 nucleotides long. RefSeq lists its product as uncharacterized. The record is from RefSeq and is a predicted model, not a curated record. The transcript has 9 exons. Lineage: Eukaryota; Viridiplantae; Streptophyta; Magnoliopsida; Malvales; Malvaceae. Bases 40 to 1254 code for a protein of 404 amino acids.
AGCUCUAUUUCCCCUUGCUUCUUAUUGUUUUUUCCUCCAAUGGAAUCUCUUUCAAGUUCAGUGUUCAUCUCUAAUCUAUCCGAGACAUACCCUUUUCUCAACAGCCACUUGCUUCCUUCUUCUUCAUCGUCUUCUUGUUUGAUCAAAGCGCCAAACAGACGAAUUGAGACUCUGAAAUCCAACCCUGAAACCUCUCACUUUCAUUGUUUUCGUCUCAAGGCUUCAUCUCACGAUCUCCCCGAUGAAGGUGAGGACCGACCGCAGCCUCGGACUGUCAAUGUUGAGUUUAGCCUUGUUUCUGAAGACAGUCUCUCUGUAUCUCAGGGUGAUUCAGAUGACAAUCAACGCAGCGACAAGGGUGUUGAUAAAUUAACAAAGAUUGAAACAAAGUUUGAAAACACAGUUACUGCUCCACAUGCAAGUGGAGUCAAUGGGGGUACAAGAGCUGGACUUUUCAGAACACCAAUAUCUGGUGGAGUGCAGAGUGCAACUUCAGCACAUGGAUUACCCCGACCGGCCUUAGCAGUCCGCAAUCUGAUGGAACAAGCCAGAUUUGCUCAUAUAUGCACUGUAAUGUCUCGGAUGCACCACCGAAGAGGAGGGUAUCCCUUUGGCUCGCUGGUAGAUUUUGCUUCUGAUUCAGUGGGUCAUCCAGUAUUUUCAUUUUCACCAUUGGCUAUACAUACGCGGAAUUUAUUAGCAGACCCUAGAUGCACCCUUGUCGUGCAGAUACCUGGGUGGAGUGGCUUAUCAAAUGCAAGGGUAACAAUAUUUGGUGAUGUCUACCCUCUUCCAGAACAUCAACAGGAAUGGGCUCAUAAACAGUACGCUGCAAAACAUCAACAAGGGACAUCACAACAGUGGGGGAAUUUCUACUACUACAGGAUGCAGAACAUAAGUGACAUAUAUUUCAUUGGAGGAUUUGGCACCGUUGCAUGGGUAGAUGUAAAGGAAUAUGAGAUGCUUAAACCUGAUAAAAUCGCCGUUGAUGGAGGCGAACAAAACCUGAAGGAACUGAAUGCAACCUUUUCAAAGCCACUCAGGAAGCUGCUAUCAACAGAAGGCGAGGUUGAUGAUGCUGCUCUUAUAUCAAUAGACAGCAAAGGAAUCGACAUAAGGGUCCGUCAAGGUGCACAGUUCAACAUACAGAGGUUAUCAUUUGAAGAAGGACAAGUUGUUGAAACGUUGGAGGAAGCCAAAGCUGCUUUGUGGAAGGUAAUAAAGAAAGGGAAAGUGCAAAAUCUGAAGAAAUAGAAUAUGUUGCAUUCUUGGCCUUCUAUUGGAAGAAUCAACUGCGAUAUUAUAGAUAAGGUUUUUUUUCCAUUAAUACAUAAAAGCUUGUAAUUUCUAACAAUAACUGCUCCCCCAAAUUUGAGUUUCAACAUUUUCUUUUCUUAAAACAAAAGUUAGAUUGCGACUUAAGUCUUGAA